CGUAAAAGUUUACCGGUAGAGGAACAAAUGUAUACAGUACUAGCGUGACAGUUAGGUUAUCUUUUAAAUGUUGUUUACUGUUCUACAUUAUACGUCUAAUAAACUGUAAUCAUGUUCGGACUAAUUGUAUCCGGAAGAUUGGUACAAACAGACUUCCAACAAGUGGGCGAAACACAAUAUGUUAUUACUAUUCCCGACGCGGACAAUGUCAAUCAUGUUGUCAUAUUUCUUACUGGCACAGUGCCAUUUCCUGAUGGUUUAGGCGGAGCUGUAUACUUCAGCUGGCCAGAUCCAAAUGCUCCGCCAAAUUGGCAGAAUCUUGGAUUUAUCUCAAAUGCAAAACCAUCGGCAAUCUUCAAAAUUUCAAACCUCAAGAAAAACCACGAAUUUGAAAAUAUCAAUCAAACGAUGUUUGGAGUUGAAAAAAUUUCGCAUGACGCUCAAAUUGGUAUAUCUAUUGAGCCCCUCAGUAUAAUAGAACAACAGAGUGCCGCUGUUGCGGAAGAAACAAGUAAUGCAAUGACUACAUUCAGCCAGAAAAUGCUAGCACACUUUUUCAACUAUGUUUCAAGUUUCUCUGUGACACAGCAGCAAAUGUUACCGAACCCUUCUGAAAAUUUUGUACCUCUUUCUAUUAUGCAAAAUUGGUACACUACGUUCCUACGAAGAUUGGAGCAAAAUCCAAAUUUCUGGAAAGCUUGAUCCAUGUGAAAAUGUUAAAUUUUUCCAACGAAUGCCUCAACUAUCUGCAUUUAUCCUUGUGUAUGAGCAAUCACUACAAAUCUACUUAGUAUGCUUGAAGAAAUUGCUGUGAGAAAAAUUUCUGUAAUAUAUAAAGUCCUAUUUACUAAGUCAACAAGUUUAAUAAUGGUGAUUUAAUUGUCAACUUGAUACGGAUAGAUUGUAAUCUUGAUAUUGUCUCCUCCUCUAAUUGUUAUGCCCAACAGCAGACUUAUUAGAUUACACGCAUACAUAAUUAUAGGGUAAACUUUAUAUUCUGUACUUCUAAAUGGGUUUGGAAAGCAAUCGUGAAAAUAG
Molecule: messenger RNA, 1038 nt
Organism: Neodiprion fabricii
Lineage: Eukaryota; Metazoa; Arthropoda; Insecta; Hymenoptera; Diprionidae
Product: protein OPI10 homolog
Exons: 3
Coding region: 112-702 (196 amino acids)
Biological process (GO): protein import into nucleus
Cellular component (GO): cytosol; nucleus
Molecular function (GO): Hsp70 protein binding; nuclear import signal receptor activity
Source: RefSeq, a predicted model, not a curated record